Sclerotinia borealis F-4128 is the source of this 828-nucleotide messenger RNA. The record is from the annotation of a GenBank genome assembly. NCBI's taxonomy places the organism in Eukaryota, Fungi, Ascomycota, Leotiomycetes, Helotiales, Sclerotiniaceae.
AUGGCGGUUUCCAAUGCUUGGGACGACGACUGGGAAUCCCAAGCCGAUGCAUUGGAAUCAGCACCUCCACCAAAUGAAGCGGUCGAGGAAGAACCCAGGAUUUCUAAGGCUGAACGAUUGGCAAAACAUGCAGAGACUAAUAAGAAGUUAUGGGAAUCUGCCGAAACCCCCGGGGGCCUCUCAGCACAAUUUCCCUUCCUCCUUCCACCCAAUCUCGCCAAGCCCGUUCCAUUAGCCACGCCCUACAAAGCGCCUCUUACGCUUCUCUCCCGUAAACCCGCUCCUAGAACAGUUACCAAAAUCGAUUCUCGGACUGGCAAAAUGACCACAAUUGAAGCCGAGGAAGAAGAGGAAGCGAUUGUCGCCGGACCAAGUGCCGAGGAACUGCGCGAAAGAGCGCAGCGGGAACGAGAGGAGAAGAAGAGAAAGUAUGAUGAAGCCAGAGCCAGGAUUCUAGGGACGGGUGCCUCGCCAAGAAGCAAUUCUGGAAAUGGGAGGGGAGGUAGCGGUGGAAAUAGUCCAAGGAAUGGAACACCGCCUCUGAACGAAAAGGGAAGAGGAAGAAAUCGAGGAAGUGAGAAUAGAAGAGCAGAUAGUAGGCCGGAUGAUAGGACUGGACAGAAGGAAUUAUUUGAUCCAAACUAUACGGCUAAGCCUGGAUCAAUCUCACUACAGAAGACGUCUAGAAAUGGGGAAGGAUCACGAUCAGGAUCGGGCACAUCUACACCAACAUCACGAGAAAAUGAACAGAUUAUUCGAGCACCAAGAGGGCCUGAUGCGACUGGUAAGGGAUUUGGAUUCGCAAAUCGAGGUGGUAAAAUGAGUUGA